Effrenium voratum is the source of this 906-nucleotide messenger RNA. NCBI's taxonomy places the organism in Eukaryota, Dinophyceae, Suessiales, Symbiodiniaceae. The record is from the annotation of a GenBank genome assembly.
CGUUGAUUUUGCAAAGGCUGACCAGGCUGAGCCAUGGGUAAGCAGUGGCAGCAGCCCGGUCCGCGCAACAAAGCUGUGCGCCAGCCGGGGAAGGACUGGCAAGGCGCUCGUGCCUGGCAGGGUGGCCAUGCGUGGAACGCUAAUUGGACGGAAUGGCCACGCGGAGGAGCAAGCAGCGCGAAGGCCUGGAAGAAGGAAGCAGAUGAUCCGGACGUGGCGAUCUCCAAGUAUCUCAGCGCCGUUUUGCGACACAACGCGGUGGAGCUGAAGCUGGACAUGCGGAAGGAUGGCUACGUGAAGGCCAAGGAGGUACUGGAAUUGCCUUUCUUGCAAGAGAAAGGCGUGGAUGAGCAGGAACUGACGCGUUUGGUUGAGAGCAACGCGAAGAAGCGCUUUGGGCUCUCCCACAUCGAUGGGGAGUUGUACAUCCGAGCCCACCAGGGUCACAGCCUACAGCAAGUUCAGGAUGUGGAUCUCUUAGAAGAGAUCACCACAUUCGAGGAGGAGGAUGUCCUCUGCCAUGGCACCUUCUGGGAGCCGUGGCAAAGGAUACAAGAAGACGCCUGUCUCAGGACAAUGGGCCGCAAUCACAUACACCUCGUGUCCAAAGACUUGACGCGCGAGGAGUUUCGCAACACUGUGAUCAGUGGCGCCAGAGGAGAAUUCGACGUCAUUGUCUUCAUUGUUCGGCUCUCAGCAUAGCGCUUGUGCAACUUUCAGCUUCGCGGGCUGAAGCUCCUCUCAGCCUCUCAAAACGGGGAAUGGGAAAGCCAGCCAAGUGGCUCGCCUAAGGAAAGGAAAGGGGGCGCGAAAAGGAGCGACCCAGAAACCGCGCAUUGGAACCUAAAGCGAAAGGAGAUCUCUGCCUGCGCUCCCCAAUUGGCGCACAAGCAUAAUUGAUGAUUU